UUGAAUAUUACGCACACACGCACACAAACCAGAUACAGAAAUCAAAGACACCUACUCAUUGAAUGAAUAUUUGUGAAUGUCAUAUGAAUGAAUUUUUGGGUCGAUCUCAGCAACAGUUUUAUCAGCCGAAAACAAAAGAGAAUCUUUCAACCACCAUUGUUUCAUCUAUUCCAGAAAUCUAACCAAUCUGCAAACAUUGUGUAUAUCCGGUUUUUUGCAAACAAACUCAUAUUAUUCUUGGUUAUUAAAGUAAAUAUUGUUAUCACAAUCAAUUGACCGAAGAAUUAAAUAACUGACGCCAAACAAAAAUAGUACGAAGAAAAUAAGGAAGACAGCAGCAUUAUGAAGAUCAUUGAAAUUUUCAACGACGAAAACGACGAUCAACAAGAUUUUGCCAUAAAUCGAAGACCCGAACAACAAGGUAUCAAUUCUGACGAUAACAAACAACAACAACAACAACAAUAGUGAAGAAGUAGAAGAAGAAAUGGAAGAAGAACGACAAUUUACGUUUGAAGAUGUCGAUUCGGAUGAUGUUGGUAGUGAUGAUGAUAGUGAUUCGUUAGAGGUUUCGACUACCAUCAAAGGUCAUAAUCAACCAUUAUCGCAACGUCGCAACAAUUAUAUUGUUGAUUUAGUUGAUGAUUUUCCUAAUGUAACAUCAGGCAAUCAUCGUGGCAAGGAAUAUGUAUCUGGUGUCCAUAAAUCAACUGAUUCAGGGAAUGACGAUGAAGAUGAUGACGAUGAUGAUGAUGUUGAUUCGGAUAACCUGGAUGAUGACAUUCUACGAAUGAGUUUGGAUGAACGAAAAUAUGCCAGUAAUCCGAUACCGAUACCAGAUGAAUAUGGAACGAUCAAAAAUGCUGUUGGCGGUGGUGGUGGCGGUAAUAAUAAUCGUACUAAACACCAUCGACGACGUAUGCAUCAUCAUCGACGUAAAAAACGUCAUGAACGAAUCACUACAAUCAGUAGUGUUGGGGCCAUAAAUUUUUCUGAUCUAUACUACCUCAGUGGUGAAGUACUUGGUGAAGGUGCCUAUGCAUCCGUGCAUGAAUGCCGUAGUUUUGAACAUGACCAAAAACGUUAUGCCGUCAAAGUGAUUGAAAAAGGUGAACGUGGCCAUAGCCGUAGCCGAGUGUUUCGUGAGAUUGAAAUAUUCUUCAAGUGUCGUGGCCAUCAGAACAUCAUUCAGUUUGUUGAAUAUUUCGAAGAUAAUGAUCGUUUCUAUUUGAUUUUUGAAAAAGUCGAAGGCGGACAAUUGUUGGCACACAUUCAGAAACGAAUACAUUUUACCGAACACGAAGCAAGUCAAAUUGUACGUGAUAUUGCUAAUGCACUUAAAUUUCUACAUAGUCGUGGUAUCGCACAUCGCGAUCUCAAACCCGAAAACAUACUUUGCUAUUCAGAAAGUCAAGUAUGUCCGGUCAAGAUUUGUGAUUUUGAUCUUGGUUCCGGUAUCAUUCCGUCGGAUAGUUCACCUGUAUCGACACCCGAAUUGCUCACACCAGUUGGUUCGGCUGAAUUCAUGGCGCCCGAAGUUGUCGAUGCAUUCAUGGGUGAAGCUUCUCCCUACGAUAAAAGAUGCGAUUUAUGGUCGCUUGGUGUGAUUACCUAUAUAUUGCUUUGUGGUUAUCCACCAUUUUAUGGCUGCUGUGGAUCCGAUUGUGGCUGGGAACGUGGUGAAUUUUGCCAAUCAUGUCAAGAUCAAUUAUUUACCUGCAUUCAAAAAGGUGUUUAUGAUUUUCCCGAACGAGAAUGGGCAUACAUAUCGGAAGAGGCUAAAGAUCUCAUUCGUCAUCUAUUGGUGAAAGAUGCAAGCCAACGUUAUACGGCUGAAAUGGUUAUUAAUCAUCCAUGGGUACAGUAUGGUGGUCCACGUACCUUCUUGCAAACGCCCAAAAUAAUUCGUCGAAAUAAUUCAGCUAAAGAUUUGGCUGCAUUUGCUGAAAGUGCCAAUGCUAUGAAAAGAUUGUUCUUUAAAAAUCUUUAUUCGAAUUCCAUCAGUUUGGUGGCCGAAUUGGGCAGCCAAAAUUCGCGGCAAAAAUUGUUUUCGCAUAUUGAAAAAUCCGAUGAAGGUGAUUCUGGUACCGAUCAUGAAUGUAACAGUGCUCUUGGUGGUGAUGGCAGCGAAUUUUAUGGGCUACAAUUUUCAUUGCAACAACAAACAUCGACCGAUUCAGAUAAUACAGCCACCAGCACCACCAACAGUGGUGAUAAUUCGCCCCCAUUGAAAUUUAUCUCAAAUGAUCUCGAUUAUCUUGUCGUUAAGCAGCAACAACCACAACAUCAACAACAACAACAACAAAAUGAUGAUAUGAUGAAUGCUUGGUCGACUAAAAUGUCUACAUUCGAUUAUUAUCGGCAACAAUUACAAAUGGAACAGCAAUUUCAACCAGUUUCUCGUGAUCGAAAUUAUUCCUUUGGACAACAACAGGCAAACAAUAAUAAAAUGAAUAAUAAUCUGGCUCGUCAAGCAAUCAUUCGUAAUGGUAAAAAUAAUGGUCGUGGUCAACCACCGAAAAUCCGUAUGACUCUUUCAUUAGAUCGAAAGAAUUUUCCCGGCAUAGUCUUAAUAUAAUCAUCAUGAGUUUGCUUCAUCAUCAUGACCGGUAUAAUCGGAUUAGAUUGAAGACAAUAAUAAUCAAUAAUAUAACUUUGAAUAUAACAUGUACCGGAAAUCAUAUAUAAACCCACCUAAUAUUAUUAUCAUCGUUUGUUAAAUUAGUCUUCAAAGGAUAAAAAAAAAAAUUUUCAUGUCAUCACUGCUAAUUGUCAUCAUUUCAUGCAUAUAAUAAGCCAUUUAUAUGUGUUGUUGCCUGUGUAUACUAUUUAGAUUUUUGCUGUUGAAAAAAAAAUCUAUAUAAUCUGUGAAAAAAAAAAAAAUUAUUCAUUUACCUCGUCAAUGAAAACAAAACGAUUCAAAGAAUGACGAAUGAAGACUUUGGUUGAUUGAUCAAGCCAACAUCAUCAUCAUCAUCAUACAUAAAGACAGACACACACAUACAACAACACAUUACAAUUACCUUCCACAAUCAACCUCUGAUGUAUUUGUGAUUUGUUUUUUCUUAAUUUCUCAUUCAAUUUCUAUAGCACA
This is a messenger RNA of Dermatophagoides farinae (American house dust mite), 3091 nucleotides long. NCBI's taxonomy places the organism in Eukaryota, Metazoa, Arthropoda, Arachnida, Sarcoptiformes, Pyroglyphidae. The record is from RefSeq and is a predicted model, not a curated record.